Molecule: messenger RNA, 6219 nt
Organism: Misgurnus anguillicaudatus (oriental weatherfish)
Lineage: Eukaryota; Metazoa; Chordata; Actinopteri; Cypriniformes; Cobitidae
Gene: camkvb
Product: CaM kinase-like vesicle-associated b
Biological process (GO): protein phosphorylation
Molecular function (GO): ATP binding; protein kinase activity
Source: RefSeq, a predicted model, not a curated record
CUCUCUCUCUCUCUCAUGCGCGUGCGACUGAGAAAAAAACCGCCGGCGUCAAACAGAUGGGAAAACAUCCGCGCGCUUCACGACCGUUACCGCGCAGAGGUUAAUCGUCAAAACUCAACGACACCAAACUUCGGUCCGUCCAAAAGACUUCUGGACCGAGGACUUAAGGACAUUCGACGCCUGAUACGACUUAUAAAGGCAGGGUGGGCCAUGCCAUUCAGCUGUUUAAAACCUGGUGAAAAGAAGGACUACAGCAGUCCUACAGAAAUCACAGACAAAUAUGAUCUGGGGCAGAUUGUUAAAUCGGAGGAGUUCUGUGAGAUCUUCAGGGCAAAGGAUAAGAACACGCUGAAAAUGUACACCUGCAAAAAAUUCCUCAAAAAAGAUGGAAGGAAAGUGCGGAAGGCUGCGAAGAAUGAGAUUCUUAUCCUGAAGAUGGUGAAACACCCUAAUAUCCUCCAGCUGGUGGAUGUCUAUGAGACGAGGAAAGAGUACUACCUCUUCCUUGAGCUAGCUACAGGUCGAGAGGUGUUUGACUGGAUAUUAGAUCAAGGCUAUUACUCUGAGAGAGACACCAGCAAUGUGAUCAGACAGGUGAUGGAAGCUGUGGCGUACCUACAUAGCCAGAAGAUUGUUCACAGGAACCUAAAGCUUGAGAAUCUUGUGUACUACAACCGACUGAAACAUUCGAAAAUAGUCAUCAGUGAUUUCCAUCUGGCAAAAUUAGAAAAUGGACUCAUCAAGGAGCCCUGCGGAACCCCAGAGUAUCUGGCCCCAGAAGUUGUUGGGAGACAGAGAUACGGGCGGCCUGUGGACUGCUGGGCUCUCGGUGUGAUCAUGUACAUACUGCUUUCUGGAAAUCCUCCAUUCUAUGAUGAAAUGGAUGAAGAUGAUUAUGAAAAUCAUGACAAGAACCUCUUCCGGAAGAUUCUGGCUGGAGACUACGAGUUUGACUCUCCAUACUGGGAUGACAUUUCAGAAUCCGCUAAAAAUCUAGUGUCGCGUCUUAUGGAGGUAGACCAGGACCAGAGACUAACUGCUCAAGAAGCCAUCAGCCAUGAAUGGAUUUCAGGAAAUGCAGCAUCAGACAAGAACAUAAAAGAAAACGUCUGCGCCCAAAUCGAGAAGAACUUUGCAAAAGCAAAGUGGAAGAAAGCCGUACGAGUCACGACCAUGAUGAAGCGUCUGAGGGCACCAGAGCAUCAGACAACAACAGCGACCGUACCGGGUGCGAACCCUGCUGCAGGGACCCAGGAAAACCCUCAGGCUCCACCGGAGGCCUCCGCGGCCGCAUCGAAUAUAGCUGCAAGUGCAGAGCCGCCCGGUGCUGGAGCUCUUUGCACCAACCCAGAAGCGGCAAAAGAUGCCACAGCUUCCGAACAGCAAGAUCCCACAUCGCGAUGCAACGGAGACACUUCAUCCACCCUGCCGUCAGCCACAGACACCAGUGAAGAACCAAGCGGUUAAGCGCGCUACCUCUCACACUUUUUGACCCUGUUUUGAUCCUGCACACUGUACAUAAGCAGCUAGCAUGCUAAUUCGGAAUCCGCAGCACAUCACACACUCUUUUAAGAGUUGGGGACAUCAUGUUUUUUACUGAUCCACAAAGGUGUGACUCGCGUUGAAGGCUUUGACCACUUUGCUAAUCUUGCUUAAAAAGAAAAAAGCUGUUUUAUGCUUACAUUAAGCCAGGAUUGGAAAUUUUAGCACAGAUCUGCUUAUAUGUUUCAGAAAAGAUUAUCAUAGCAGACAUUUAUAAAAUUCAUUUUCUAAACGUUACGUAUUUCAUACCAUUUUUGGUGGCCAAAAUAUUGCUGUAUCCCUCCUAAUCUGUGUACCACCUGUCUUUCACCAGCCAGGUGAUGUCACCAAUGGCCUCAAAACCACAUUUCAUUUCUUGUCAGAUGUUUUUCAAGUGUAAAGUUUCUGUAAAUAGCUUACUAUCCUUUGUAGAUUAGACAACGCCAAGACCAGCAUGCUUUUUCAAAUCUAGCUUUUCGAAAGCCAUGCACACGUACAGUACAUCUAGCUUUGCCUUUACGCGGACAUGUCAUGGCUUGAUCAAACACACUGUUGAUUUAUAUGUAAAAUACUUCUGCAGCAUUCUGAAGCAACAAAGGCGACCACAUUUAUCUUGUAAAACUGAUGGUUAAGACAUGUGGCCCAAUAAAUGGAGCAGCAGAGUAGGUAAAUGUACCAAAUACCUCGAAACUGCUUGGUAGCUUUAGCCACAUGAUGUGUUCAUAUAAUGUAUUAUAAAGCCAUUGGCACACAUUGUACAUGUUUUAGAUAAUAUAACGGUCCAUUGUAAAGUAUAUAGUAAUGUUCGUUUAGCUGGUUUUCAUACCUGCACUGUCAGAAAUAAAUGGUCAAAAAAUGGUCCCACAUUGUCACAGGGGCAGUACCCUUUAAAAAGCUCCUAUAUAUACCAUUUUGGUACAGAUAUGUUUACAUUUGUUAAACAAUAUGUAUCUUUGAGGUACUCAUUUUAAUUUAGAACUUUUAAAGGGAGCCAACUCAGAAACCUCUAGGGACAAAUUUUUAACCAUUUAUUUCCUGACAGGUGUUUUUAGGUAUAAAUGUACUUAAAAAACAGAGGUCAUUUGUUGGUUGUAAUAUUUACUAAUAGUCAUAUAAUUUCUUCUCUUUAACCUUCCUUUAAUAAGCCAUGAUGCGUUUAAAUAUAUUUUCAGAUAUAUUGCAAAUUAUUCAUUAUUUAUCACACACUUUAUUACAGGUAAACCUUGUUUGACUGUAAUAAUUUGAUUUUCCCUCAGAACAGCUAACACCCCUUUUCUCACCUUAAAAAAUAGUUAAAAAUAUUUAGGAAUAUAUGAUGAGUUUGGUUCCAAAACGCGAUAAACGCCAUUUAAAAAAAAUUGUUACUGCCAAAAUCAGUAUUGUAUCAGGUCAGUAUUAAAAAGGAAAUUCUUAAUUUUACGCAAAAUCCGAUAUCCGCCGUGUUAUUCUGUCAUCUUUUCUCCCUUUUUCCCCAAACGCCAGUCCUCCUUUUCUGCAGAAUGCAAUAAAUCCACUCAACAAAUCACAGCGCACCAUUCCACGCACUGUACAACACUGGCGGUGCGUUGAACACACACAGAAUCCUAGUUUUUCUCAUUUACUUUGUACUUCGUGAUCAAACGAAACAAAACAAAAUAAUACUUUGAUGGCAUUGAUAAACCUGUGGUGGUUUUCUGUGGUGGGGAAGAAACCUAAGCCAUCAAAAUCUAAUAAUUUACGCGAGAGGCACUCGGGCGAACAAAAAAUGCCGGCUGUUGCUUGUUCUAAAAUGACAGCAUCAAGCUUCUGUCAUGCUAACACAUUGACCCCAGGGGAUCUUAUGAAAAACUUUUUAUUAUUUUAUUCGAAGCCAACGAAAAUCGAGCAGGACCAAAACAUUUUACAGCCGAUCGCUGUCAAAAAUUACAGCGACGACGUCCAAAGGAUGACAGCAACAAUGACAGUGUUAUUAAUAUGAAAAAGUAAGUGUUUUGAAUAAUGCCAUUAAUUUUUAUUUUUUAAUCAGUGUAUACCACUAGUCAACUAAAUGAAUAUAACAUGGCAAAAAUGAAUGCACAUUUAUAUAUUCAUUCAAUAGAUUUUUAGCAUUUUGAAAAAAAAAACGUUGAUUUAUUGCAUUUUGUGAAAAAAAUCAGUUUUUAUAAGAAAUCUUUGAAAAUCAAAUUAUGGAUUUGAAUUUUUAUGUUAUUAUAACCUAAAGAUGCUAUGCUUGUAACAAAAAAUAUUGGUUUUCAUCUUGUCACUUUCUUGGUAUAGAAAACAUGUUUUUACCGAAAUUAGUCAAAAUGGAUUUAUUACGUUUUGGAACCAAACUCUUCAUAUAUUUCUCUUUAUUGUUUUUUUUUAAACAUCGUAUGCAGAUAUACACAUCCACUGGUGUGUAUGAUAAAUAAGAAGGCAUUUAUACUCUAACUCAGUGAAUCUCAAACUUUUUGUAUUGAAAUUAUGAAAUUAAGAUAAAUUAAUGUAUUGUGUAAAAUGUCAUAAAACGGAAUCUUGGGGCCCGGGGGGGCCAUGCCCCCCCCCCAAUUUGAGAGCCACUGCUCUAACCAAUGUAACCCUGAUAACUAAACUUGGCACCACUUUAAAAUAAUAUUGUAUUUGUUAACAUUAGUUUAUGUAUUAGCUAUCGUGAACUAAUAAUGAACAAUACUUUUACAGUAUUUAUUCAUUUUAGUUCAUUUCAGCAUUUACUUGUAAGUGUUGACAUUAGUUAAAGCCAAUGAACUUAAAUAAACAAGUGUAUUGGUGUUACCUAACAUUAACAACAAUUAAUAAAUGCUGAAAAGCUAUAUUGCUCAUAACAAAUACAACCUUUUGUAAAAUGUUACCCUAGACAUUAACAACUCUAAUCAGUAAUGAUCCAACUUUAAUACAUCUCAGAUUCCUAUAAUCUUAAUACGUAAUACCACAUUACAUAACCUAAUACAUGUAACCUUACCUCAAGCCUAUUUAGCUUACUAAAUUACUUUUUACCUCUAAGGUACGUCAGUUCCAUCAAUAACCAACAUCUUUGGUUACAAACUAAUAUACUGAUAUAAAUAUAUAGCUUGAAUACACUGUAAGUUUAAAACCGUAAGGUUAAAAAGCAUCUGCGAAGUGCAUAAAUGAAAAUAAACCUUUUUCACUUUUUACUCUUAUACAGAUGUUUUAUGUAUCAUUUACUGUAAGAUAAUACUGCUGUAAACAUAUCUGUUACUCACAAUGGUCAUUUAUUUACCAUUAUUAGUAAGGGUGACCAUACAGUAUGUGCCAAUUUUCCGGCCAGGAUUUCGGGUGCAUCCUCAAAGUUGCAUUUGUUGACCGCAUACAUCAACAAAUCACUGCAUAUUUCAGAAAAGCAACCGUUACAUUUCAUUGUAAGAAUGUUAAUUUUAUAAUGUUUUUAACUGAAAUGUGAGAACCUCGAUGACGUAUGCGGCCGACAAAUGUGACUUCCGAAGGACGCACCCGAAAUCCUGGCCAGGACGUGUCCGGGAAAAUUGCCACGGGUCACCCUAUUACUAGUUUAUUCAUUUAAGAAAUGUUGUAAAACUCAUUUGUGACCCUGUCUGUGAAAUCCUGACUAAAGUCUUAUCUAAUUUUGAGAUUAGGAGCAUCAAAGUUUGAUUUCACUUACCUAUAUAUGGGUUUUCACAGACCGGAUCACAUUCUGGUCAGAAUUUAUAUUUAUAUGCGAAAAGGUUACAGUGUUUUUGUUAUGAAAUGACAGGUAAUGUCAGGAGCGUGAAGAAACGGUCGCCCUCUUCAUGAGCAAUAGUCUACAACUGCGAUACUGUGAUGCGGUUUUCAAUGUGUCAGUGUGUCCGUGUGAACACACAACCUCUGAUUGGUGUGUCCUCUGUUAAAGUGGCCCACUGGCAAGAUGUCACGAGGAAGGGCGUGAUUGGUUUAGGCCUUGUCUUUUAUUAGUUAGCACACAAAUCCCUAAAUAAUAAUAAGACUCUGUAGGGGUACAAAUUAUGCCAGUUUGCUGUAAACAGCCACUCGUCGAAAUGAUUUGAUGUAGCCUGUCAUAUACGUGAAGAUAAAACAAUAAUGACAUGAGAGGUUUUUCUCCAGUGGCCAACAACAGUUUGUAAUUGUUGUGCAGUGGCUUCAUGCUGUCGUUUCAGAAUGAUGAAGACCUUGAUAUGCAAUUAUGCUCUGUCAGUGGUCUAUUGAUUUCAAGAUGAUACGGGUUGUGUUUGUGCCGUCACAGGUUCCUGCUAAAGUCGGCUUUGAUACAGUAUCUUUAAGAUCUUUGGAUGUGUCAUGUCAUUUUGUAUUUUGCUUUCUAUCUAUCCUAUAAAACAUUCCUUUGCUCAAAUCCGUCUCGCGCUUUUGAGACUUAUGAGAUGUUAUUUGUUAUUCUGUCUUUGCUUUUAUAUCAAACUACUAAAGGCUAAAAGUACGACCUAAAAUAAAAAGAGUGACAAGCAAUGUUAUAUGUAAGGUCUGAAGAAAUUCUUUUUUAGCAUUCAUGUAUACUUAAACCGCAACUAGAUACUGUGUACCACAAUUUAAAGCAAUUUUUUAAUAGUGCUUCACAAUUGCCUUUGGUGUUCGAUGUCUGUUGAUUUUCUCCUAUUUUCUCUGAUAUGUAGUUGACUGUGAACCUGUGAAUACAUUGAGGUCUGGCCUCCUUCCACCUCAACCUCUGUAUUCUUUAACUCUGACUGUCAUGCUUUUAAGGGAAAUAAACGAAAUGAUCAUCUA